AUGGACCAAGAAGACGCCAAAACUGAAGACGACAGACCUACGAAAGUUGACGUUUUACUCCGACCUGCUGGAGACGCGCCGAUAUUAAAGAAAAAGAAAUGGCAGGUGGACUCUGCUAAGACUGUUGAAUGGGUCGUCGGAUUUCUGAGAAAACUUUUAAAAUGUGAAGAUUCUGAUUCGUUGUUUUUAUACGUCAAUCAAGCGUUCGCCCCCUCGCCCGAUAGAGACAUUGGUUCCUUGUAUGAAUGCUUCGGGAGCGACGAGAAACUUGUAUUACAUUAUGCUAAGACACAAGCGUGGGGCUGA
Messenger RNA from Ciona intestinalis (vase tunicate), 306 nucleotides. RefSeq names its product ubiquitin-like protein ATG12. Lineage: Eukaryota; Metazoa; Chordata; Ascidiacea; Phlebobranchia; Cionidae. The record is from RefSeq and is a predicted model, not a curated record. Gene Ontology annotation, molecular function: Atg8-family ligase activity. Gene Ontology annotation, cellular component: Atg12-Atg5-Atg16 complex; phagophore assembly site membrane; autophagosome membrane. Gene Ontology annotation, biological process: piecemeal microautophagy of the nucleus; autophagy of mitochondrion; glycophagy.